Arabidopsis lyrata subsp. lyrata is the source of this 2536-nucleotide messenger RNA. Its product is annotated as ATP-dependent DNA helicase Q-like 3. Gene Ontology annotation, biological process: double-strand break repair via homologous recombination. The record is from RefSeq and is a predicted model, not a curated record. Gene Ontology annotation, molecular function: ATP binding; 3'-5' DNA helicase activity; nucleic acid binding. Bases 219 to 2360 code for a protein of 713 amino acids. The transcript is spliced from 19 exons. Gene Ontology annotation, cellular component: cytoplasm; chromosome. Lineage: Eukaryota; Viridiplantae; Streptophyta; Magnoliopsida; Brassicales; Brassicaceae.
UCAUUUAUUAUUGACCGGUUAACUAAAUUAUGGUUAGGUUGAGAUUAUUUGGUUUGGUUAUCGUCAAACGGCGUCGUUUGUUGUUUUCCCAAUUCUUCUUCACUUUCCGCGGCGUCUUGAGGAAGCGUCGACAAAUUCUUUGAAAUUUCCCCAGAAUCAAAAUAUCGUCUCUACAAAUUUGUUAGUUUCGUCGAGACGUUGAAUAGGUGACUAGAGAUAUGAAUAAAUCGCCGUUGCCGGUGCAGAAUGUGCAUAGCUCCGAUAAGAAGGUUGCCGGAAAAGAAGCAUUGGUGAAGCUUUUGAGAUGGCAUUUCGGUCACGCAGAUUUCAGAGGGAAGCAAUUGGAGGCUAUUCAAGCUGUUGUCUCUGGAAGGGAUUGCUUUUGCUUGAUGCCUACGGGAGGAGGAAAAUCGAUUUGUUAUCAGAUACCUGCAUUAGCUAAACCUGGAAUCGUCCUUGUUGUGUCUCCUUUGAUUGCUUUGAUGGAAAAUCAAGUAAUGGCGCUGAAGGAGAAAGGUAUUGCUGCUGAGUAUCUCUCAUCUACCCAAGCUACGCAUGUUAAGAACAAGAUCCAUGAAGACCUUGAUUCUGGAAAACCCUCUGUAAGAUUGCUGUAUGUUACUCCAGAAUUGAUCGCAACUAAAGGAUUUAUGUUGAAGCUGAGAAAACUCCAUUCCAGAGGUUUGCUAAAUCUUAUAGCUAUAGACGAGGCACAUUGCAUCUCAUCAUGGGGCCACGACUUCAGACCUAGUUAUCGUCAACUUUCAACCUUGAGAGAUUCUUUGGCAGAUGUUCCAGUGUUGGCUCUAACUGCUACUGCUGCUCCCAAGGUACAAAAGGAUGUUAUCGACUCAUUGAAUUUGCAGAAUCCUUUGGUCCUCAAGUCUUCUUUCAAUCGCCCAAAUAUCUUCUAUGAAGUUCGUUACAAAGAUCUUUUGGAUAAUGCUUAUACUGAUUUGGGAAACUUGCUCAAGUCAUGUGGAAAUAUUUGUGCGAUUAUCUAUUGCCUUGAGCGUACAACCUGUGAUGACUUGUCUGUUCAUCUUUCCAGUAUUGGGAUCUCUUCUUCAGCCUAUCAUGCAGGACUCAAUAGCAAACUAAGGAGUACUGUUUUAGAUGAUUGGCUGUCCUCGAAGAAGCAAAUUAUUGUUGCCACUGUGGCUUUCGGAAUGGGCAUAGAUAAGAAGGAUGUCAGAAUGGUUUGCCAUUUUAACAUUCCAAAAUCAAUGGAAUCUUUCUAUCAAGAGUCUGGUAGAGCAGGUCGGGAUCAAUUACCUUCAAGAAGUGUAUUAUACUAUGGUGUAGAUGACAGAAAGAAAAUGGAAUAUCUUCUACGGAAUUCGGAGAAUAAGAAAUCCCCAUCCUCUAAGAAGCCUACAUCUGACUUUGAACAGAUUGUGACGUACUGCGAAGGUUCUGGAUGCCGAAGAAAAAAGAUUCUUGAGAGCUUUGGUGAAGAGUUUCCUGUGCAGCACUGCAAAAAAACGUGUGAUGCAUGUAAGUAUCCAAAUCAAGUUGCUCAUUGCUUGGAGGAGCUCAUGACCACUGCCUCCCGAAGACACAAUUCUUCUCGAAUUUUCAUCACCAGCUCGAACAAUAAGACCAAUGAGGGACAAUACUCUGAGUUCUGGAAUCGUAAUGAAGAUGGAAGCAAUUCCGAUGAGGAAAUAUCAGAUUCAGAUGAUGCCACUGAGGCUGCCAAGAGCCUAGCAGGACCUAAACUAUCGAAAAAGUUGGGACUAGACGAGAAAUUGGUUUUACUGGAGCAAGCUGAGGAAAAGUACUAUGAAAGGAACAAACAGGUCAAAAAGUCCGAGAAGAAUGCAAUAUCUGAAGCACUAAGGGAUUCGAGCAAGCAGAGACUCUUGGAUGCGUUGACACGAGUACUUCAGCUGCUCGCCAGUGUAGAGGAGAUUGAUUCCCAGAAAGGAUCUGAGUUUCUUGAAAAUGAGUGCUAUAGAAAAUAUAGCAAAGCAGGAAAAACGUUUUACUACUCUCAGAUAGCGAGUACUGUGAGAUGGCUAGGAACUGCAAGCAGAGAUGAGCUAAUGACCCGACUUAGCUCAGUGGUUAGUUUGGCUAGAGAACAAGAGCCAUUAGAAGAGCCGUUGCUGGUGACUGAACCAGCAGAGAACACAGAAGAAGAAAAUGAUGGUAACACUAACACGGUCGAGUCAUGGGUGGAUGAACCGACACAGGAGCUAGUGGUGAGUCCGAUCCUUUCGCCUAUAAGGCUUCCACAAGUUCCAUCAUUCUCAGAGUUUGUUAACCGGAGAAAGAUGAAACAAAACAGAUCGAUAGAUAAAUCUUCUGAAGGAUUUGAUGACAAGAAACCGUCAAAGAUAAUGAAGCUUCAAUAAAAAAUGUAGCUGUUAACCCCCUCAUGAUAUUGUUUACUAGCCAAAAACGUUUUUUUUUCCAAUUUCUUUUGUAGUUUAGCUUUAGCAUUGGCCCAUUUGUCUGUUAAAGUCGUAACAUACACAAUACUUAGUGUUCCACCUGAUUGAAUAGACUUACUGAUGGUAAACAAGUUAAA